AUGGCUUCGCCCGCACAGGCGCUCGCAGACCUCCUCUCCAAGGCGCGCCUCUCGCUCCACAUCCCCGCCUCGCCCACCUCCUCCAAAUCGCUCGUCUACUUUGACGACAUCCUCAACGUAGAGAUCGUCCUCUCCUUCCCCGCAGAUUCACUCUUACCCGCACCACGUAUCGCAUCCUCGCAUCAGCUGCCUUUGCCCUCGCUGCCUUCGCCUUCCCAGCCGCACAGCGACGACAUCCCCGCAUACCUCGGCGCCCUGCUUGCAUGCCUCCACGUCAACCUAGCCACAGACUACGUGCCCGAGUCUUCGUCCGAGUCCGCUGUCGCUCAAUCCAAGUCCACCAACCCAUACGAGCCACUUUCCACCGUCCAGCUUGGCUUCGAGCAUCUUCAGCUCCUGCCUUCGCACGCCGCACACUCCAACCCCGCAAACGCUGGCCACGCCGCCGUCCGCGCCUUUACCAACUCGUGGGCGGGCAAUCAGCCUCCACAGCCCCAUCGCACGCUCAGAGACUCACCAGACUCGUCCACCACAGCCUCCCAUCGCGCACGUCUCGACUACGAUGCCCGCAACUGGAACGUCCAUUGGCACUGCCGCGUGCCCGUCAACUUUAUCGCCACGCCGUUUGCGCCGUUGCUAGCCGUCACGGCUGCGCUUACCUUACGCCUCGAUGGCGGUAUUCUGGAGCACUACCUUCCGGCCAACACCUCGCGCAAGUUUGUUCGAGCCGGUUUCGAGCACUCUCUGCUCGCGCCGCUACACGAGGGGCCCGUGUAUCCGGACGAAUCGCCCACCCAAAGCCAAGCACGUGCUACAGCAUCGGCUGCACUCGGACUCGACGGGCCCAACGGUCUCGGAUGCUUCCUCGCGCAUCUGCCAAAAGAGACUGUUGGUGGCAACAAUUCGGUAGUCACCCCCCGCUCAGGCGCGGCGGCACUGAGCUCGAUCCAUCAACGGCGCAACCAGGCGCUGUCUCCCGUGCUUGCCGAUGCCCAGCAGUCGUCCGCAAGGGCCGACAGCAACGGCGAUCUCGCCGCGCUCUCGGAUGGCACCCAAAUCAGCUCAGCAGCCGCGCGGCAUGCAAGCCAAGCUGGAGCGCAAGACAAGGCGGGUCUGCACAUCUACAAGCGCAGCACGCGCGCGAUCCUGCCGCUCAAGACGGGUCUCAAUGUGCGUAUGCGCACGCUCCUCACCCAGCACAAUCCUCGACUUGGACGUCGCCAUCGAGAUGCAGACGAGAUGCAGACCAGCAGGCUCGUGCUGUGUGUCGAGCUCGAAAACCCGCUCGAGUCGCCGUCCGACUUUGUGGUCAACGACAUCCUCAUCAAGAUCGAGCAGCACAGCCAGGCGGGUAAGGUGAGCGCCACGCCUCUGCAUGCGCUCGCCAGCGUGCUUCCCAUCCACCUCGAUCCAGGUAGCCAGCACAACCUGCUCUUCUACGUCGCAGCCGAUCCCAGCUCAAACGCUCAAGGAGGUGUGGUGUCAAAGAUGGCGACACGCAACGUCAACAUCACCAUCAGCGGAAGGCCAAGCGGUGCGUAUGACGACUUUGACUCGCAGUGGAACUGCAACCUUGAACUCAGCUCCGUGCUGGCCGAUGCGGCCAAGGUGGCUGGAAUCGCCAACGUGGCACGACCUGCAAAGGAGAGACCGAGUCAGAUCGGGCAGGUGGCCGGAAAUCCGCAGUACUCGGCGUCGGCAUUGCGCGACACGCACUUCGGCGGAGGUGGACGAAGCAUCUCGAUGCAGUCAGGCGUGUUGGCAGAGAUGAGGACGCCAAGACCGGGACAGCUCGGUAUGGGAUUCCCCUCGCGCCCGGCGCAACGCCACCUCUCAACCGCCUCGAUUGGUGCCCCACCACCAGUUUCGGUACCAACAGGAUUCUUGGAGAAAGCCAAGCAGCGUGCAGCCAAUCGCAACUCGGUCAACGCAUCACGCACCGAGCCCAUCUUCAAGCCGUGGACAGCCAUGUCGUCUACAGAUGCGCAGUCCGAUGGGCUGGUAGUGCUAUCGUCCAUCCGACGACCCCAAAUCAACGCGCACGGCCAAGUGUCCUUCCACUCGAGUCUCGGCCAUGAUGGCGUGGCGCGUCCGAGCAUAGCCACGGGUGCCAAAGCCGUCGACCAGAACCGUCUGCAGUUCCAAUCCGGCGACACGGCGAUGCUCCAACUCGCGCUACUAUCCAAAGCCACCGCAUCAAUCAGCAACGUUGCGUUGACUUGGGUAGCUCGUCCCAACCCCAGCUCGGAGAACAAGAGAGACUCCACGGACAAGGGUCGACUCAUGGACGCCGAUUCGGCCCGCCUCAAAAGUGCACUGCUAUCGGCAAGGGCGGACGUAUCAAACGGUCUCGUCCCGGUCUCAACCCAGGUCGAUCUGCAAGCGUCCAUCGGCCCAGGUCAAACGGCAAAUACCUCCCUGGCAUUGACGUGUUUGUCGCCCGGAUACCAUGUGCUACCACCGCUUAAGCUCGCGUACACCAUCACAACUCCCGCUGGUGCAGACGCGAAUCACUUGGUGCUGCUCGACGGUCUGGGCAGUGUCCACGUCGUCCCCGCUGCAGUCUAG
This is a messenger RNA of Moesziomyces antarcticus, 2568 nucleotides long. RefSeq lists its product as uncharacterized. Gene Ontology annotation, biological process: intra-Golgi vesicle-mediated transport. NCBI's taxonomy places the organism in Eukaryota, Fungi, Basidiomycota, Ustilaginomycetes, Ustilaginales, Ustilaginaceae. The record is from RefSeq and is a predicted model, not a curated record. Gene Ontology annotation, cellular component: trans-Golgi network; TRAPPII protein complex. The transcript has a single exon. Bases 1 to 2568 code for a protein of 855 amino acids.